Molecule: messenger RNA, 5355 nt
Organism: Diatraea saccharalis (sugarcane borer)
Lineage: Eukaryota; Metazoa; Arthropoda; Insecta; Lepidoptera; Crambidae
Source: the annotation of a GenBank genome assembly
AUGAGUGUUUUCGAUGAAACAGAUGAUGGUGCAGCAGGCUUUCAAGGUCAAACAGCGGAUGCUGUAAAUGUUGCAGCUCAUCAAAGCCUUGUCUCCGGAGCAUCCCUGGACAAUUUAGUCGGCAUCCAAGGAGGUUUCCUGACCAAAGAUGACGCUUUGGAUUCUAAUUUUAUUGCCUCCCAAGAAUUAUCCAACGCUCAGUUAUCUUCAGGAGGUCACAAUUAUAAUAUAGGAUAUAACACCGAUUCCAAAACUUAUCAGGUUGGCUCCUCUCAAUCUAAUUUAGGUUUAGUACAAGCGACUAAAUACGAAGAUGAAGGAAAAUAUACCAGCGGCUCGAUCAUAUUAGAUGAUUAUAGACUUCCGACGAAAUCGAAAGUAACUCAUGGCCAAACACAAAAUGUUGAUCAAUCGGGCAUAUAUCAAAGUGCUGGACAAACAUAUUCAGGGCGAUAUAACAAUGGAUAUACUGCAUCUUAUGUUACCUCAGGGAAUACUCAGUAUAAAACAAGUAUUAAUUAUGAUGACAAUUCUGGAGCAUACGUCCAUGAUCCAUCAGGAGAUUAUGCCGAACCUUACAGACAUCAAGAUUCACCAGCUGAUAUAUAUGUCCAUGAUGAUUCUGGUUACAAGCAAUCUAGAGAUAAUUAUGAUUACAGUAGAUAUUCAGGAUAUUCUGAAAGUAACACUAAUGGAAAAUAUAGCGAAGAUAACAGCGGACAAUAUAUACAUGACAACUCGGGAGCAUUUGUCGAUACGGGCUCAACAAGUGGAGCAUACAAAGAUUAUUCCGGUGCUUACGCUGAUUACUCAGGUUCAUAUAAUCAUGAUGACUCUGGAAAAUACGUAGCAGGAGUAUAUAAAACAGAUGCUGGGAUUUCCAAUUAUGGAUCAACGGCAUUAAAUAAUAACGGUAAAUCAAGCAGUGAAGUUAAUAUUAAACAGUAUCACGGAGCGUACAGUACUGCUCAUUCUGGAGAUUAUUUGAGUGACUCAAAAGCAUACACUGGCGCUUCGCAUACUUUGACAGCGGGUGCGAUUAAUGUUGGUUUGGUUGGUAAAACGACUUUAGUUGAUUCUGCAUAUGCAAAUCACGGUAACUAUCAAAUAAAUAAUGGGUAUAAUUAUGCUUCGUCAGUAAGUCAUAGUACUUCACAACCAACUGUUCAUCCUGGUCAUGUCUCUUUCAUUUCCCAGCCCGCUGUUUCUAUUCAUCAUCUCGGAACUGACGGCAAUAAUUUAGACGGUUAUGGCUUAGCAACAACUCCCACUUCAUCUGGUAUACCUACUACAGCUACUCCCUUUGCUGUUACAACAUCGCUGCCAAUCACAACGUACAAAACAAUUAUCCUACCUGAAGCACCUAAGACCAAUGUAAAACAAAUAUUUGGUUUUACUCAGCCAGCUGUAACAUAUGCGAAACCCACUGUAGUAGCAGUUAAACAACAUUAUGUUACACCUAAAGUGGAAGUAACUGAUUAUAAUCAAGCUAUCAGUUCAGGUCAAAGUGUUUCGCAUACUGUUCAACAUUCUAGUCAAUCUAAUGAAAAAUCUGGAUAUGAAUAUAGCAAGCCAAGCAUAAAAUUCGAAGAAAGUGUAACUUACACCACACCUGCUCCUGUUGUAUCUGUAUCUACGUAUAAACCUCAAGGAUUUAGUCACAGUCAGCAAACUUUACAUAAAGUAGAAUCAGUAGGUUUCGAUUAUGCUACUGCUACUCCAGUCAAUGAACCACAGUUUAAAAAAUUAGUAGCUUACACUACAGGAUCGUCUGUUAAUGUCCAGCCUACGGUAGCUAGCAUACCACAGUCAUUUAGCCAUCAAACUAUUCAUAAUAUUGACAAUAGCAACACUUAUAAUAUAGAAUCUGAUAAUUCAUAUGCUAAAGUUGAAUUUGCUAGUGAACAACCACAACAAAUAUAUGAAUAUACAACAGCACAACCAGCUGUAGUAUCAUCUACUUAUCAACCUCAAGUUUAUAAUCUGCAGACUGUACAUCAAGUAGAUACAAAUAAAGUUAAAACAUAUCAAACUUCUGAUGCUGGUUAUGAAUACAAGAAUCUAAAUUCUGGAUAUAAAUACGAGGCUCCUGUAAACGAGCCUCGUAUACAUGAAUAUACAACAGCACAACCAGCUGUAGUAUCAUCUACUUAUCAACCUCAAGUUUAUAAUCUGCAGACUGUACAUCAAGUAGAUACAAAUAAAGUUAAAACAUAUCAAACCUCUGAUGCUGGUUAUGAAUACAAGAAUCUAAAUUCUGGAUAUAAAUACGAGGCUCCUGUAAACAGGUUUGAGGAAGAACCUAAGACUGUCUUUACAUAUUCAACUCCAGCACCCAUAAUUUCAACAUACAAACCACAGUCUUAUAAUCAUCAAACAAUUCAUAAGGUUGAAUCACAGAAUUACAUUCCAGUGUCGUCAACUGCUGGUCCCAUUGUACAAAUAACUCAUCAACAACCUACUGUCUCUGUCUACGAGAAUCCUAUCAUAAAAUAUGCACAGAAAGUAACUCCAGCAGUAGUCACUAAUGUAGAGCAAAGUUACAAACCCCAGGCUUAUAGUCAUCAAACAAUUCACAAAACUGUAGAAAAUAAAGUUUAUACUCCAUCAGUUGAAGUUACUUACCAAGAGCCGAAGACAGUUAUUCAUUACUCAACCGCUCAACCCGAACUUGCUUUACAGCCUAUCGUAUCUACUCAACAACCCCAAGUUAUAAGUCAUCAAAUCUUGCACAAUGUGGAGGCAAGCAAAGUUGCUACAUAUUCUGAGAGUGAAGGAAGUCUUGCUUACCAGAACACGCCAGUGAAAAUACAACAAGUGCCGGAAACAAUUGUUCAGUUUUCUACCCCAGCUCCUAUUAUAAGUUCGACGUAUACACCGCAGACGUACAGUCAUCAAACUAUACAUAAAGUAGAAUCACAAAAGCUUUCCUCGGUCGUUCCUACAGCUCUUCCAACAGUGGAAUUAACUUAUCAACAGCCAACUGUAUCUCUUUACGAAAAUCCUCUUUUGAAAUACACUCAAACAGAAAAUGUAGUUAAACCUUCGUCUACGGUGUAUACAGAAAACUAUCAACCGAUUGUUCACCAACAAGAAAUCACUCAUGUUAGUCAACCUGUUCAAUAUCAACAGUCUUUCUCGCAUCAAACUAUACAAUUGGGUCAAGAAGGUUAUUCAUAUAGCCAACCUGAAAUACAAAGAAAUGAAGAGCUUGAUUUUGGAAAGCUCUAUUCUGAUGCAAACAUUGUCUCACAUCAAGUAUACCAUCAGAAUAACGCAAAAUCACAAUCAGACAAGGAUGUAGUAUUCGUGUCUACAACGCCAUCAUCUAUAGCUUAUGAAGAUCAUUAUGCUGAUAACGAAGAGGCAAAGAAAGUGGAGUACAAGGCUCCUGAAUACAUUCCUCCGACAGCAUCAACGUAUAAAGCGCCCGAGUACAUUCCUCCAAAGGUAGCUUCAAUACCAAUUGUUCAUCAGACUCAAGAUACAGAUUAUCAUAUUCCUGUUCAACAAAUCUCGUUCAGUACAUCACAUGUAACGCAACCUAGGAAAGAAUCUGUACAUAUUUCUACAUUCCCAGGAACUAAAGUGGUCACAAAAUACAAACAACUUGUCCAAGAUACUCCACAAAUUCAAGAAAAUUACAAAGCUGAAGAAUAUUUACCACCUAUUCAGUCUACAUUAGUUCCUGUAGUUUCAUCUACUUAUACCGCCACUUCUAAUACAAGGGAAUACUCGCCUCCUGUGUCUGUGCCACGGUAUAACGCUAAAAAUACUUAUAGUCCUUCAUCUACGACACAAGAACCGACUUUCAAAUAUGUCGACUAUAAUACGCAAUACAAAGCACCGGAUUAUUUGCCACCUACAGAAGAAAAAGACAACACAGUCAAAUUGGUAAAUUUUGAAAGUUUUGGUUUGAAAAACACGGAAUCAUCAAAACUUGGAUACAAUCCUUAUCAAGAAGAAGUUAUAUCUGCUACAUACGCUCCAGUGCAAAGGAAACAGAAUAUUGUUGUCGAAACGUCCAAAUCAAAUUUACUUGGCUUCGGCACAGUCGGCCCAGACGCGGGACUCGUUUCAUCAGCGAGUUUUACCACCUCAGCUCCAGUAGUGUCAACGACAUACAGACCAAUUGUUAAAUCAAGUACAACUAACCCGACGUAUAAAUAUGUAGAAUCAACUACGCAGUACAAAGCACCCGACUACUUGCCGCCGUCGGAAGAAUCGCAAAAUGUUGCAAAUUUCAAUACCUAUGACCAAGUAUCAAAUAUAAGAAAUCCGUACAAAGCUUCUCCAUCAGGUUCUUACAUAAGAAAACAGAACAUAGUCGUAGAGACAGCCAAACAAAACUUGCUUGGUUUCGGUACCGUUGGGCCUGAUGCUGGACUGGUCUCUUCACCAUCAAUUGUAUACUCUACAGAACCCAUCGUCGUUUCUAGUGAAAUAUAUUCUUCGACACCGAAAGCUAUAGUAACACCAUCUUAUAAACAAGAAUUAGUUGAAGUCACUCCAGCACCGAUUCGGAGAAUAAAACCGAAAGUGGCCGUUGUCACCAAAAUAAAUGAUUUCAAUCCAUUACUUGUAAGAAAAUUAGGAGCUGUCUGUAGUUGUCAAUCGCCUGUACUUGUCCUUAAAGGAAAGAAACCUAACGUGCCAGCACAACAAGAUUUUGACGAUUACAGUGAAGAUAAUUAUUAUAGUGGUCGUGGAGAUAUCAGCGAUAAUGAAUGGACACAGAAAUCUGCUAAAUUACGAGUACAAAAUGUGGAAACAGUUACCACUAGCCCUAUUAUUAAAUCUACUUUCAAUCCUAUUAUUGUUCCUGAUGAUUCAUAUUAUCAAGAUUUCCAAGAAGAAAACAGUUACGAUUCACCGUUACCUAAAGGAGAACGAAUAUAUUCAGAAAACUAUGUAUCAAGUACACCAGUUUACGUUUCGACUACUGAAAAGAUCAUCAAAAUAAGGCCACGAGUUAAAACAGUAACGUUGGCCCCAACGUACAAAACUGUAUUAUUAAAUCAAGAAGUUGCACCUACUGUCAUUGCUAAGCAAUCAGAAUCUGUAGGAUCAUCAAUAGAUUCUCAAGCAUUUGAUAGAUAUGGUCCAGGAGGUUGGAGAAGCCGUGACGAGACAUUACAAGGAUCGGUAGACUGUCAAAGAGCUGGUUUGUUCCGUCAUCCUAAGCAAUGUAAUAAAUUCUACGCAUGUAGAUGGGACUGUACUAAGCAAAGGUUUACUCUCCACGUUUUUAACUGCCCUGUUCAGUUAAGUUUUGAUGAAUCUCUGGGAGCGUGUAACUGGCCCAGCCAAGGUCCCGCUUGCCAAGGUGAUACGUUAUUAACUAAUACUCUAUAA